AUGGCUCAACAAAGUAGACCCAGCAACUACACGCAAGGCUACUCCGACUGCACCAUUGCAACACACCUGUCACGCACGGUCGACACGGAUGCCGCUUUCCUUCUGCCGCGCACCAAGAAGACAGACCAUAUCCUCGAUGUCGGCUGUGGACCAGGCCCCAUCACCAUUGGUCUCGCCGAGUACGCCAGCGAAGGCAGAACAGUAGGCCUUGACAUCUCCAUGGACGUCUUGAAGAAGGCAAAAGCACUGGCGGUCGAAGCCCGGAUGCCCACGGAAGGGACCGGACUGCCUUUUCCCGACGAGACACCCGACAUCGUGUACUGCUCACAGCUGUUCGGUCACAUUCCGCCGCCGGAGCUGCCGGAGCGUGCGCUGACUGAGAUGAGGAGGGUUUUGAAGACGGGUGGCAUCCUAGCUUCGCGCGACGGGAUGGACCAGCACUUCUACCCUCGGGGCCUGGACGUCGGCCGGCUGAUGCCAGCAUUGUACCGUAGCAUUGGGCUCGAGGGCGACGGCGGCAAGGUUCAGGUCGGCGCAGGAACCAGGGUGUUCUCGGGGCCGGAAGCUCGCAUAUGGCUAGCUUGGCGUGGCAUCGGUCAGCUACAGCCGGGAGACACCUUUCAUCAGAGCUGGCUGGACGCUGGCAUCACCGAGGAUGAGAUUCAGCAAACGGUAUCCGCUGUGAAGAGAUGGGCCGAGACCGAGGACGCCUGGUACGCCUCGCUUCAAUGUGAGAUACUGGCGUGGAAGUAG
Messenger RNA from Exophiala viscosa, 753 nucleotides. Its product is annotated as S-adenosyl-L-methionine-dependent methyltransferase. The transcript is spliced from 3 exons. NCBI's taxonomy places the organism in Eukaryota, Fungi, Ascomycota, Eurotiomycetes, Chaetothyriales, Herpotrichiellaceae. Gene Ontology annotation, molecular function: S-adenosylmethionine-dependent methyltransferase activity. The record is from RefSeq and is a predicted model, not a curated record. The coding region runs from base 1 to 753 and encodes 250 amino acids.